AUGGUAUGGCUAAUUGCACUCGCAUUGCUUCUUGGUGUUGCCAUUGUUCUUCUUCUUUUCAACCCAAGACACCACAAAUCUGGACAAAAGGGAAAAGCUGGUUCCACCUCAAACAAUGAUAAGACAUCAAAAUCCUAUAGUAAAAAUGAAGUCACAUUGCAUAACAAGAGAACAGAUUGCUGGAUAAUCAUUAAGAACAAGGUAUACGAUGUCACCUCAUAUGUGGAAGAACAUCCAGGUGGUGAUGCCAUUCUAGCACAUGCUGGAGAUGACUCAACCGAAGGAUUUUUCGGGCCACAGCACGCAACUCGAGUUUUUGACAUGAUUGAGGACUUCUACAUUGGAGACUUGGACCAAUAG
This is a messenger RNA of Lathyrus sativus (Indian pea), 360 nucleotides long. Lineage: Eukaryota; Viridiplantae; Streptophyta; Magnoliopsida; Fabales; Fabaceae. The record is from the annotation of a GenBank genome assembly.